AUUCCCCCUUCAGGUCCUGGGAGAGACACCUUUUUUAUCCAAGGGCCUGCCUUGUCCACCAUGAAAGGCUCCCGGACCAUUGGCGGUGCCCCCAAGGGCAGCCCGGCAGGUGUGGACCUGAGUCUGACAGGCCUUCCUCCGCCCUUGUCCCGGCGCCCCAGCAGUGCCUCUGCCACCAAGCCCAUCGUCCGCUCUGUCUCUGUGGUCACCGGGAGUGAGCAGAGGAGGAAGGUGCUGGAGGUCACAGGGUCUGGGGGCUCCCGUGCCAUCAACAACCUUCGAAGAUCCAACAGUACCACGCAGGUCAACCAGCCUCGGGCUGGCUCCCCCAGGCCAGCAGAGCCCGCAGAUUUCCUGUUGCUCUUUGAGGGCAGCCCCGAUGGGAGGAAGAGGUCAGGUAGCCUCAGCAAAGCUCCUGAUGACCAGGGAGCCACAUGGAAUGUACUGGAUGACCAGCCCAGGGGCUUCACCUUGCCAUCUAAUGCCCGGAGUUCCAGCGCCCUUGACUCCCCAGCGGGCCCACGGAGGAAAGAAUGUACCAUGGUCCUGGCACCCAACUUCACUGCUAACAACAGGAGCAACAAGGGAGCCGUGGGCAACUGCGUCACCAGCAUGGUGCACAACUGCUACACACCCUCAGAGAGACCGCCCCCGCUCAAAAGCUCCAACCAGACUGCUCCCUCCCUCAACAACAUCAUCAAGGCUGCCACCCGUGAGGGCAACGAGAACAGCAGCUCCAGGAAGCCACAGAAGAAUGUCUCCAGCACAAGCCACGAGACCCAGAACAACACGGGGGACACCACAGGCCUGCUCAGGCGGAAGGAAGUGACGGAGGAGGAGGCUGAGAGGUUUAUCCACCAGGUGAACCAGGCUGCUAUCACCAUCCAGCGCUGGUAUCGCCACCAGAUGCAGCGGCGCCGAGCAGGAACUGCCAACCUAGAUCACCUGCUGGAGGCCAAGCGAGAGGAGCAGUGGCAGCGACUGGGCGAGGGGACCCUUCUGGACCUGCACCAGCAGAAGGAGGUGGCGCGGAAGAAAGCCCGAGAGGAGAAGGCACGCCAGGCCAGGCGAGCGGCCAUUCAGGAGCUGCAGCAGAAACGAGCCCAGAAGUCAGGCACAGUUGAGCUUGGGCGCCCAGAGGGGACCAGGGAGACCAGAGUACCACGAGCACCUCGGUCUGCUCAGGAGCUGCAACUGCCUCCGGGCAGUACUGCCUGCCAGGCCCUCAAGGCCAACAAUGCGGGUGCUGGCUUCCGCACAGCAGGCCCCACAGACCUGUGCCCACCUGUCUCCAACUUCUCCCCAGAGCCCCAGCAGUCUCCAGAGGACAAGCUGCAGCAGGUUCUCUCCCAGGAUGUGGCCAGGAAGGGCCUGGAGGCAGUGGCCCCCCAUCGGGGCAAGUCCAGGUCCAGGGGGCCACUGGAUGAGCUGCUGCACACACUGCAGCUGCUGGAGCAGGAGCCGGAGCCACUGCCCCGCCCCAGGGCCUGUCACCGGGGCAGAUAUGCCUGGGCCAACGAGGAGGACGACACUAGCUCUUUGACAGCUGACAACCUGGAGAAAUUUGGGAAGCUCAGUGCACCCCCUGGGCCCCCUGAGGAUGGGACACUGCUCUCAGAGGCUAAGCUACAGAGCAUCAUGAGCUUCCUGGACGAGAUGGAGAAGUCUGCGCAGGACCGGCCUGACCCUCAGCGGGAGGGGCUGCUGCUGGAGGCAGGGCAGGGGCCCCUCGAACUGGCAUCUGAGGGAAGCGCAUCCAUGUUACGGCUGAAGCUGGAGGUGGAGGAGAAGAGGCAGGCCAUGGUGCUGCUGCAGAAAGCCCUGGCCCAGCAGCGCGACCUCACUGUCCGGCGGGUCAAGGAGACAGAGAAGGAGCUGAGCCGGCAGCUGCAGCGGCAAAGGGAGCACUACGAGGCCACCAUCCAGCGGCACCUGGCCUUCAUUGACCAGCUGAUUGAAGACAAGAAGGUCCUGAACGAGAAGUGUGAGGCCAUGGUGGCCCAGCUGCGGCAGGAGGACCAGAGGUGCCAGGCGCGUGUGGCCCAGGCGCAGGAGCAGCAUGAGCUGGAGAUUAAGAAACUCAAAGAAUUAAUGAGCGCCACUGAAAAAGUCCGCCGGGAGAAGUGGAUCAAUGAGAAAACCAAAAAGAUCAAGGAGAUCACUGUGAGAGGCCUGGAGCCCGAGAUCCAGAAGCUGAUCGCCAAGCACAAGCAGGAGGUGCGGAAGCUCCGGAGCCUGCAUGAAGCAGAGCUGCUGCAGUCGGACGAGCGGGCCUCGCAGCGCUACCUGCGCCAAGCCGAGGAGCUGCGGGCACAGCUGGAGCAGGAGAAGGAGGCGCUGGGCCAGCAGGAGCGGGAGCGCGCCCGGCAGCGGUUUGAGCAUCACCUAGAGCAGGAGCAGUGGGCACUGCAGCAGCAGCGGCAACGGCUGUACAGCGAGGUGGCCCAGGAGAGAGAGAGGCUGGACCAGCAGGCCACCAGGCAGCGGGCAGAGCUGGAGGACCUGAGGCAACAGCUGGAGGAGAGCAGCUCCGCACUGACCCGAGCCCUGAGGGCUGAGUUUGAGAAGGGCAGGGAGGAGCAGGAGCGCCGGCACCAGAUGGAGCUGAAGGCCCUGAAGGACCAGCUGGAACUGGAGAGGCAGGCGUGGGAGGCCGGCUGCGCCAGGAAGGAGGAGGCAUUGCUGCUGAACCGGGAACAGGAGCUGAGGGAGGAAAUCCGGAGAGGCCGCGACAAGGAGAUCGAGCUGGUCAUCCGCCGGCUGGAGGCUGACAUGACGCUAGCCAAGGAGGAGAGCGAGAGGGCUGCCGAGGGCCGCAUCAAGCGCAUUCGGGACAAGUACGAGGCCGAGCUCUCCGAGCUGGAGCAGUCAGAGCGGAAGCUUCAGGAGCGGUGCGCGGAGCUGAAGGGCCAGCUCGGGGCGGCUGAGGGGGAGAGUGUGCGUCUGCAGGGCCUGGUGCGGCAGAAGGGGCGGGAGCUGGAGGACCUGCGGGCGGUGAAUGAGCAGCUGAACGGGGAGCGCAGCAGCCUGGCCCAGGUGAUCCGCCGGGAGUUUGAGGACCGGCUGGCAGCUUCCGAGCAGGAGUUGCAGCGGGCGAAGGCUGAGCUGGCUGAGCUGCAGGCCCGCCAGCGGCUGGAGCUGGAGGAGGUGCACCGGAGGGUGAAGAUGGCCCUCGCAAAGAAGGAGGAAGCCGUGAGUAGCCUCCGGACACAGCACGAGGCUGCAGUGAAGCGAGCUGACCACCUGGAGGAGCUGCUGGAGCAACACAGGGGACCCCGCUGAGUGCCAAGUGACAAUGAGGAUGACAGGGACACCGGCGAGGGAUGGAAGGUGGAGGAUGGAGGGCCUGAGGCUGGCACAGGGCUGAGGGUGGGCACCUCGUGUGGGGCCAGGUAGGAGCUGCCUGGCCCUGCCAGAGGCAGGUGCUCAGAACACAUGGUCCCAGACUGUGGCUGCGUUUUAAUAGUAAAAGAAGUCGUUUUCUAGGG
Carlito syrichta (Philippine tarsier) is the source of this 3488-nucleotide messenger RNA. RefSeq names its product centrosomal protein 131 (gene CEP131). Gene Ontology annotation, biological process: regulation of centrosome duplication; cilium assembly; intraciliary transport involved in cilium assembly. The transcript is spliced from 26 exons. The coding region runs from base 61 to 3282 and encodes 1073 amino acids. Lineage: Eukaryota; Metazoa; Chordata; Mammalia; Primates; Tarsiidae. The record is from RefSeq and is a predicted model, not a curated record. Gene Ontology annotation, cellular component: centriolar satellite.